Molecule: messenger RNA, 501 nt
Organism: Ectocarpus siliculosus
Lineage: Eukaryota; Phaeophyceae; Ectocarpales; Ectocarpaceae
Source: the annotation of a GenBank genome assembly
AUGACUGCAAUAUGCGAUGCCUUCGCUCACGGAGCUAACAACGUGGCCAACGCCACGGGGCCCUUUGAAAUCAUCUUGGCGGUAUAUAUCGAUGGGGAAGUUCGGAUGAAGGGAAGCCUCUGGAAGCUGGGAUACCUGACCCUUGCUCUCGGAGGCUUCGGCAUCGUAGCCGGGUUGUCGCUGUACGGGCACAAAAUCGUCACGGCAAUCAGCGUGAAGAUCUCUAAGAUCACACCGUCCCGCGGCUUCAGCAUAGAGAUCGGGGCGGCCCUGGUCAUGAUCACUGGCACAAUGCUGGGGGUUCCGCUGUCCUCUACGCACUGCCAGGUCGGCGCCACCUCGGGAAUCGCCCUGCUGGAGGGUCUUGGCGGGCUCAACACUAGGAUGGUACUCAAGAUCAUGGCCGGAUGGGCCGUCACGACCGCCAUCUGCGGGGUGUCCUGCGCCCUGCUCUUUGCCCAGGGGGUGUACGCCCCCUUCGUUUUCGACACGGAAGAAUGA